UUCACCCCGAGCUGUUUUUGAUUCAAACGGAUCGGUUUAAUCACUCGUCUGUUAGAUUCAUGCACGUGCGCGCGGGCUCGGGAACGUGAAGGAUUCACAUUUUCACCAGGAGCCUUCAUCUGAACAUCGGAUCGAGAACAGGCCAGAUUGGGUGAAGAUGAGUUUAUCUUUUGCCAUGUUCUGUUUUGAUGUAAUAUUUGGAGUGUCACUCAAGUACAUCAUCAUCAUCAUCAGACUGAUGAGCUGCAUUAGUAUGGUGCAGGUAGAAGCGGCCUGUCGUUUGUCUUACUUCUAAUCCAAUUCACGAAACCCUCGAGGGCCCUCUGUCACUCGGCCCCCUGUUUUUUCUUAUUUUGUCCUCUUAAAUCUACAAAUAUUUAUUUCCUGUACAUCAAGAGGAAAGGGGGCUCCCCUUUCGUUGAAUGCGGCAACAUGGGUGUGUUUGAGCGCGGCGUCCAGAUGCUCCUGACCACGGUGGGCGCCUUCGCCGCCUUCAGUCUGAUGACCAUCGCGGUCGGGACGGACUACUGGCUCUACUCACGCGGGGUCUGUAAAACAAAGACUAGUAACGAGAACGAGACCGGCAAGAAGAACGAGGAGGUGAUGACCCAUUCUGGCCUGUGGAGGACCUGCUGUCUGGAAGGUAACUUUAAAGGCAUGUGUAAACACAUCGAUCACUUUCCUGAAGACGCCGACUAUCAAGCCGAUGCAUCAGAGUACUUCCUGCGUGCGGUUCGGGCCUCCAGUAUUUUCCCCAUCCUCAGUGUCAUCCUGCUGUUCAUGGGGGGUCUCUGUGUCGCCGCCAGCGAAUUCUACAAGUCUCGACACAACAUCAUCCUCAGCGCAGGAAUCUUCUUCGUAUCCGCAGGUCUAAGUAACAUCAUCGGGAUAAUCGUGUACAUAUCAGCCAACGCAGGCGACCCGUCCAAGAGCGACUCGAAGAAGAACAGCUACUCGUACGGCUGGAGCUUUUACUUCAGCGCACUGUCCUUCAUCAUGGCGGAGAUGGUGGGUGUUCUUGCCGUCCACAUGUUCAUCGACCGGCACCGGGAGUUACGUGUGGCUCGCGCUCGGACCGGUGGAGGAGGAGACUAUCUGCAGGGAUCCGCCAUCACCAGAAUCCCCAGCUACCGCUACCGUUACCGGCGCCGCUCGUGCUCCUCCAGCCGCUCCACCGAGCCCUCGCACUCACGUGACGCUUCUCCCGUGGGACUGAAGGCCUUCGGAGCGCUGCCCUCCACCGAUAUCUCCAUGUACACUCUCGGCCGUGGCGGAGACACGCUCAAGACUCCACACGGGUCGCCACCGAUGUACAACUCCGACAGAGAGCCGGACUUCCUCCAGGUGCACAACUGCAUCCAGAAAGACUCGAAGGAUGCCAACCGGCGCACCACACCUGUAUGAGACACAUCGCCCCCUGCAGGUGAGGAGGAGAAUCACGCCAGCCACAGACAGACUGAUUUCUAACACUAAUGACGAAGAGUUUACAUGUUGAAGUCCAAAAAAGAAAAAUGAAUUGCAUGAUUUUCUUAUCUUCCAUAAACUAACAAGUUUUCAACCUCGUCAUGAAUCAGAGCUGAUGACGACGGCGUUUGGACUGAAAGCUCUAUUGAAAUCUCUUUUCUUUAUGUUCGAUUCAUUUCGUUGCACAUAAAUACUGUGAACCUCCGUGGCUGCUGUGAACCCAGGGAAAACAAUCCCACAAACCGGCUGCGAUUUAUAUGUCAUAAUAAGCGUAUUAAUGAUACAUGACUAUAUAUACACUGCCAGUUAAAAGUUUGGGAUCAAAACGAUGUUUAAUGUCUUUUACAGGAGUUAAUCUGCGUUUAUUUGAACAUUGAUCAUUCUGAUAACAAAUCAGCAUAUUAGAAUGAUUUCUGAAGAUCAUGUGACACUGAAGACUGGAGUAAUGAUGAUGAAAAUUCAGCUUUGCAUCACAGAAAUAAAUUAUGUUUUAAAGGACAUCAACAUAGAAACCAUUAUUUUAUAUUGUAAUAACGUUUCGCAAGAUUACUGUUUUUUUCUGUAUUUUUGAUCAAAUAAAUACAGCAUUGAGGAGCAGAAGAGACUUCUUUAAAAAAACAUCUCACUGAUCUCAAACUUUUGACUGGUAGUAUAAAUAUAUAUAUAUAUAUAAAUGAAAAGAUACAUACAUGGAUAUAUGAACAUCUGUUAAUAAACCACACAUAGACUUCUUGAUUCAAGAAGAAGACAUAAAAAAAACAAAAGAGCAAAUCAGAAGUCAAUAAAAUCAUCAUGGAUAAUAAGA
Molecule: messenger RNA, 2269 nt
Organism: Carassius carassius (crucian carp)
Lineage: Eukaryota; Metazoa; Chordata; Actinopteri; Cypriniformes; Cyprinidae
Product: voltage-dependent calcium channel gamma-2 subunit-like
Exons: 4
Coding region: 433-1404 (323 amino acids)
Biological process (GO): positive regulation of synaptic transmission, glutamatergic; neurotransmitter receptor internalization; neurotransmitter receptor transport, postsynaptic endosome to lysosome
Cellular component (GO): AMPA glutamate receptor complex; postsynaptic density membrane; voltage-gated calcium channel complex
Molecular function (GO): voltage-gated calcium channel activity; channel regulator activity
Source: RefSeq, a predicted model, not a curated record